Molecule: messenger RNA, 3636 nt
Organism: Vigna angularis (adzuki bean)
Lineage: Eukaryota; Viridiplantae; Streptophyta; Magnoliopsida; Fabales; Fabaceae
Product: probable inactive leucine-rich repeat receptor-like protein kinase At3g03770
Exons: 7
Coding region: 830-3112 (760 amino acids)
Biological process (GO): protein phosphorylation
Molecular function (GO): protein binding; protein kinase activity; ATP binding
Source: RefSeq, a predicted model, not a curated record
UACUGCAUUAUCUUUUUGAAGCUAUGACCCUGCUCUGCUAUCUCCUCUGUCCUUCACCUUCUCUCCAAUAGUUACCGACCCCAUUAAUGGCAGCAACGCCACUUCAAACACCAAAAUAAAUGCCUUUCUCAGUCACCAGACUAUCACAUUUUCAACUACCUCACUUGUUUUGUCCCAUUUCAACACACGUUCACCAUUCAUUGAAGCCGCAAUUUGUGCCCUUCCAUUGUUACACUUACCAAGGUCCUGUUUCCCCUGUUCUGCUCUGUUACCCUCUGCAUUCAUUCACCUACCAAUAAAUGGGUUCUUCUUUCUUUCUCCCGACAGGUGCAGGUGCAGGUGCUCCAUGGUUUAAAGUUAAAGAUUUUACAAACCCAAGUCCGUGAACAAUGUCCAAGUUUCCUCUUUUUCCUUGUUGGUUCUCUUUAAUUGUAAAGUUAGAGUUGUUGAUGCUGUGAUCGAAACCGUUGACAGGGUUUUGAUAAAAAGGGUGUGUGAAUGUGAUUUCGGUCACUCUGUUUGAAAGUUUUUGGAGUCUCUGGGGCUAUAAUUGUGACUGUCUUAGUUGUGUUUGUCUAUGAUAUCUUCAAAUUUCUGCGAUAAAGUUAUGGUUUUUAGGGUCUCUGGCAUUGCAACUGUGGUCGCAUGGGCUGUGUUUGUCUGUGAUUUCUUUUAAUUUCAAGAACUGUGUGGCGAAACUGUAACCGCAAGUGCAAUUUAGAAUCUUCGCUGUUCAACAGAAAUUUCUUCAGGGUGGUCUACUUUUGACUUCUUUGAGGUUUGAAGGAUCUGUUUUGAGUCUUUGGGCAUUCAUCAAAUCUGAUGCGUUAUGUUCCAAGGUGGUACAAUGAGACAGUUUUGCUACCUUUAUCUUGUUGUUCUUUCAUGGUUCUUUUUCAUCCCAAACACUUAUGAGUUACAAGCUGCUCAGACACAAGCAUUGCUGCAGUUAAGAGUUCAUCUAGAGUAUCCCUCCUCUUUACAGAUAUGGCAAUAUUACCAGGGGGACCUUUGUACGCUCUCUCCAUCUGCAAACCUGAGCAUUAAAUGUGAAGAUGAUGAGGUAACCGAGCUUAAAAUUACGGGUGAAAAAUCUUCGAAGCCACCACGGUUCAAUGGAUAUCCAGUUCCUAAUCACACUCUAUCCAUGAAUUUCUCCAUUGAUUCCUUUUUCAUCACUUUGACAGAGUUGACCACCUUAAGGGUUCUUAGCUUGGUGUCCUUGGGGAUUUGGGGGCCACUUCCUGAUAAGAUUCACAGUUUCACUUUGCUUCAAGUUUUGGACUUGAGUUCCAAUUUCUUAUUUGGAGCCAUUCCACCUAAAAUAUCCACAAUGGUAACGCUUCACACACUGACCCUUGAUGACAAUUAUUUUAACACCACUAUGCCCGAUUCCUUUGAUUCUCUGUCCAAUCUGAAUAUCUUGAGUAUGAAGAGCAAUGGCUUAAAGGGUUCAUUCCCCUCCUCACUGGGAAAUAUUAAGACACUUGAAGUUAUUUCCUUGUCCCACAAUGAGUUGUCUGGUGACCUGCCUGGUCUCAGUUCUCUCACUGGCCUACAUGUUCUGGAUUUAAGAGAAAACCAUUUAGAAUCUGAACUACCAUUGUUGCCAAAAUAUGUGGUCACUGUGCUGCUUAGCAAUAACUCAUUUUCAGGAGAGAUACCUAAGCAGUUUCAAGAACUGGAUCAGCUUCAACAUCUUGAUCUUUCUUCAAAUUUUCUCAGUAAGACACCCCCAUCUGCCUUGUUUUCUCUGCCAGAAAUAAGUUAUUUGAAUCUGGCAAGCAAUGUGCUAAGUGGGACCCUCCCAGACAAACUUAACUGUGGUAGCAAACUUGGGUUUGUGGACAUUUCUCGUAACAAGCUAAGUGGUGGACUUCCUUCUUGCUUGGCGAAUACAUCUGACAGUAGAGUUGUUAGAUAUGCUGGAAACUGUCUAUCUGUUGACUCUCAGAACCAGCACAGAAGGUCUUAUUGCAAAGAAUCCACCUCUGGAUGGAAAAGCUUCAAGACAUGGGAACUAGCUGUAGUAAUGGCCAUCGUUGUUGUACUUGUUCUUGUGGUUUUGGUUUCUAGCGUCUUCUUAUGGAAAAAGUACCAUUCCAGAAAGACAACUGGGCAAGAUAACUCCUCGAUAGCAGUUCCGUCAGAGAUACUUGCAAAUGCCAGAUUUAUUUCUCAAACAGUGAAGCUAGGGACACAAACUAUUCCAACCUGUCGGCAAUUUUCAAUAGAGGAAUUGAAGGAAGCCACAAAAAACUUUGAUUUGUCAACUUAUAUUGGUCAAGGCUCCAUGGGGAAGAUGUACAAAGGUAAACUGGAGAAUGGAUCCUAUGUGGCAAUACGGUCUUUGGCUCUGUCAAAGAAAUGCUCAAUUCAAACUCUCAGAGCUAAAUUGGAUUUACUCUCAAAACUUCAUCAUCCAAAUUUGGUUAGCCUUUUGGGUCAUUGUAUUGAUGGUGGAGGACAAGAUGAUUCCAAUUCCCAUAAACUUCAUCUUGUGUAUGAGUAUGUGCCAAAUGGGAAUUAUCAUGCUCAUCUCUCAGAAUUUUCUGUAGGGAAGGCACUUAAGUGGUCUGAUAGAUUGGCAAUUUUAAUUGGAGUUGCAAAGGCAGUGCAUUUCUUACAUACUGGUGUUAUACCUGGCUGCUUUAGUAACCUACUGAAGACAAAAAAUGUCUUGCUUGAUGAAUACUGCAUUCCAAAACUAAGUGACUAUGGUAUGUCCAUCAUCACAGAAGAAAUUGAAAAGUUUGAGGCAAAGGGCGAGAAAUCAAAGCCAUGCCUAAGGACAAAAGCAGAUGAUGAUGUUUAUAAUUUUGGAUUCAUCCUGUUCGAAUCACUUGUUGGACCCAUAGCAUGCGACAGAGGUGAAACAUUUUUCCUAAAUGAAAAGGCAUCGUUUGGGAGUCAAGAUGGUAGAAGAAAGAUUGUGGAUCCGAUAGUGUUGACCACUUGCUCUCAAGAGUCUUUAUCAAUUGCAAUAUCAAUAACAACCAAAUGCAUUUCUCCAGAAUCUUCCCUUCGUCCCUCUUUUGAGGAUGUCUUGUGGAACUUACAGUAUGCAGCUCAAGUCCAAGCCACAGCAGAUGCAGACCACAAAUCAGAUUAAUUCUACAUCACAUCAUUUUUUUUAGGUCAAAGAGUGUAGUGGAGGAGACUCAAUUACACCUUUAACGACUUUAGAUAUUUUAUUGAGUUUUUUUGGGUAUUCUCUUCUGCUGAACAUUACCAAUACAUUGAUGUUGAUGUUUUAAAAAUCUUUUAAAUAUAUUUUAAAACAUCAAAAUCAAUAUGUAUUUUGAAAGUACAACAGAAGAAUUAUACAAAAAAAAUUCAAUAAAGAAUCUAAAUUCUUCCUUCUUUAACAAUGUUGUUGAAGAAGUCAAUGAUCUAUAACUAAAAAACACAAUGCAAAUAUAAUGAUAUAAUUGUAAACAUGCUCACCCCAUUCCUAUUUUUUGUGUUUCUUCUAGAGCUUUUAUAAGACUUAGUUAGAAUUCAUGAUUAGCCCUAUGGAGCAAAUCAUGAACUUGACUAAUGUUGAUAGGAUGAGUGUUCUUAGAAGAUAUUUGGUGGAAAUUGUAGUUUGUAACCAUGGAUUAUGGAAGGUAAAAUUCAAAGUGUUACAAUUGA